Molecule: messenger RNA, 1683 nt
Organism: Rotaria sp. Silwood2
Lineage: Eukaryota; Metazoa; Rotifera; Eurotatoria; Philodinida; Philodinidae
Source: the annotation of a GenBank genome assembly
AUGCCUUUCUGUUUGACAGGUACGCCGAUUGAUGUGAACAUAUAUGACAUACAACGUAUUUCGAUUAACGCCGAACAUAGUCAACCUGUCGUUGUGAGAACAACCGUUGCUUAUAAAGUUAAUACAAGUCAAGCUGGUCAAGGUCAAUUAAAAGUCGAACUGAUUCAACCACAAAGUUCAAAAAAUCCAUGUCGAUGUCAUAUACAAGAAUUAAAACUUCAUGAAUAUUUUAUUCAAUAUGUUCCAAUUGAACCUGGUCGUUAUCAACUUCGUGUAUUAUUUAAUAAUCAACUUGUACAAGGAAAAACUCUUGAUACUGAUGUUUAUCUUUCAUUACCACAAACAUCAAAAACAAAUACAUCAUCAUCAAUUGCUCAUAUUCAACAAAUUAUUCCUAAUAAUAUUCCAGAAAUUGGUGAUCAUAUUUGUUUACAAAUCAAUACCGAAAAUCCUUCAAUAUCAUCGAUUCAAAGUCAAAUACUAUACAAUGGAAUGUCUGUUCCACAUAAAAUUGAACGAACAAAAGAUUUACAUAUUUGGCAUUUGAAAUUUCGACCUUAUGUACCUGGUACCUAUAGAAUACAAUUGGCUCAUAAUGGAUUAUCUUUAAUAAGCUCUCCAUAUAUAAUUCAAGUAAAAGAUACUAGUGGAAGAGUAAUUCUUUCCGGUCUUGAACAAACAUUGUUAACAAAUUCUCCGUGUGUAAUACAAGUUCAUGCUGAAUCAGCAUCGAAUGCACAAAUAAGAGUAAUUGUUCUUCUUGGUAAUCGUCAAAUUCCAUCAACAACAACUAUUAUUAAUGAUAAUCUUGUUCGAAUUCAUUUUAUUCCACAAGAACCUGGAAUUCAUACUGUUCAUGUGUCAUGUGCUAAUCAACCUAUUGAAGGAUCACCAUUUUCAAUACGUGUUGAACGACCACGAGCCAUUCAAAUAUCUGGUGAAUGUUUUCAUCGUUUACGUUUGAAUGAUCUUGGAUUAUUUCGUAUUCAUUGUCAUGGACAACGAGGACCAAUUCAAACAAAAAUUUUUAAUCUUUCUGCUGGUGAUCGUUAUGAUAUUGGACAAACAAUAUCAUUUCAAUUACAUGAUACAUAUGAACAAUUAAUACAAUUUUCAGCACAAAUUUUAUUAACAUCAUUUAAUAUUUUACUUGCAACAAGAUUAAAAGUAAUACAAGAACGAAUACGUAAUGUUACACUUAGCAAAGAAAAUGGACGUACAACCGUAUCAUUUCAAUUAUAUGAAACUCCAACACAAACAACAACAAAUGAACAAAUUAUACAAAAUUUAAGACAUUUAAUUAAUAAUCAAAUCUUAAAUUUACACGAUCCAAAUCGUUGUAUAUUGAAUACAAUUAUCGGAUCAGUUGUUGUCGGUCCAAAAGGUGAACCAGUAAAUGUAAAAUUAUUUCCACAAGCAAGUGGAGAUUAUACUGGUGAAUUUACACCAACAAAAAUUGGUCAACAUCGCAUUGAUAUAACCUUUGCUAAUAUACCUGUACAAGGUAGUCCAUUUUUUACAGAAGUUUAUGAUCCAUCACAAGUACGUAUUGGUCCGUUACCACGAGAUAUUAUUGUUAAUACAGAAAAUACAUUUGAAAUUAAUUUGGAUAAUGCUGGUAACGUACCAUUAGAAAUUAAAAUUUCAUCACCAACAGGUGUUAAUGGUAAGAUAAAGAAAUAA